This is a messenger RNA of Pseudogymnoascus verrucosus, 1832 nucleotides long. RefSeq lists its product as uncharacterized. The transcript is spliced from 2 exons. Gene Ontology annotation, cellular component: fungal-type vacuole membrane; plasma membrane. NCBI's taxonomy places the organism in Eukaryota, Fungi, Ascomycota, Leotiomycetes, Thelebolales, Thelebolaceae. Gene Ontology annotation, biological process: nucleoside transmembrane transport. Bases 151 to 1512 code for a protein of 453 amino acids. The record is from RefSeq and is a predicted model, not a curated record. Gene Ontology annotation, molecular function: nicotinamide riboside transmembrane transporter activity; nucleobase transmembrane transporter activity.
CCCUGUGACACCAACACCGACAAACAGCAACACAACAAUCCACCCAUCAACCCUACAUCUACCACCGCCACCUUUUGGAUCAGUGGUUUUUUGGAGUCUAUGAUACAUUGGUGAAGCUUCGAGAGGCCGAAUCGGUCUACCUUGUUCGUUAUGAACGCUGUCAUUGAACGCCUUCGGGCGACUCUGCGGAGUCAGAAGGUGCGGGGGGAUGAGUAUGAACAGCUUGUUGGGAGGGAGGAUGAGGAGGGUGGCGCCGAUGAUAUUACACUACAAGAGGCACUGGCACUUGAAGAGAAGCCGUUCUCGUGGGUGGAAUACACUGUAUUCCUGAUUCUCGGAGUCGCGAUGCUGUGGGCAUGGAACAUGUUCCUAGCUGCCGCAACCUACUUCGCAACCCGCUUUCAAGGCAGUCCCUGGAUCCUCGUCAACUACCAAUCCUCCAUCCUAACCGUCGCCACCACCGCCAACUUGGCAUCCAUGUUCCUCCUCACGAACCUGCAAGCCGGAGCUUCCUACCCGCGCCGCAUCAUUUUGGCUCUCAUAAUCGACAUAGUCGUCUUCACAAUCCUCGCUCUAUCAACUAUCUUCUUCGUCACCGUGUCUCCAGGGGUGUACUUCGCUUUCGUCCUCGCCACCGUGUUAGCGACUAGUACAGCAACAGGGCUGCUCCAAAACGGGGCGUUGGCGUUCGUAGCCACCUUCGCGCAUCCGAGUUACAUGCAAGCCAUCAUGACGGGCCAAGCAGUCGCCGGCGUACUCCCCAGCAUCGCACAAAUCGUCUCCGUCCUCGCCGUCCCCGAAGAACCCUCAUCCACCGACAACACACCUCCCGCGGUCCCACCACCGCAAACAAGCUCAACAUCAGCAUUCCUCUACUUCCUCACCGCCACCUUUGUCGCCGUCAUCACCCUCCUCGCCUUCACCCCCCUCGCGCGCCGACACACCCCAACACCUACCUCGCCCACCCCCGCGGCACCGGCGAGGAAAGUAAUGUCCAUGCCAGCCCUCUACCGGCAACUGCCCUUCUACUCCGCUUCCAUCUUCCUCUGCUUCACACUCACGAUGUUCUUCCCCGUCUACACAGCGCAGAUCAUUAGCGUGCAUCCCGCUCCUACGCCAAGGUACUUGCAUGCACCGAUUUUCAUCCCUCUCGCUUUCUUGAUCUGGAAUACGGGGGAUUUGCUGGGUCGGUUGUCUACGCUGUUCACUUCCUCCCUCCCCCACCGACCACGCUCUCUCUUCGCAGUCUCCCUCGCUCGCGCAGCCUUCCUCCCGCUCUACGCACUAAGCAACGUCUCCGGCCGCGGCGCGUGGGUGCAGAGCGAUUUAUUCUAUCUCCUAAUCGUGCAGCUCGGUUUCGGGCUCACGAAUGGGUGGUUGGCGAGUAGUGCUAUGAUGGGGGCUACCGGGGCGGUGGAAGAGGAGGAGAGGGAGGCGGCGGGGGCGUUUAUGGGGUUUAAUCUUGUGGCGGGGUUGACGGCGGGGAGUUUGUUGAGUUUUGCUGCUGUGUGAGCGGGUGGGGAUGGAGUUAUUUUGGGUAUGGACUUGAUAUGAAUGGAACGGAUUUGAUAUGGAGGGAGUGCUUGGUUCUUGGUUUUGGGAGGGGAGGGGGAUAGGGUGUUUUGGGAUGAUGAGGCGUUACUUUCUUGCAUAGCAGUUGCAUUUACAUUGGCUAUUGGCUGAACUGAUGGAUAGUUUUGGUCUUGGAAAUAGAGGUUUAUACCAUACGGUGCACACUCCACUCAUCUGUAAAAACCCACAUGUUUGCCAUUUGAUAUAUCUGCAAUCAUCUUCACGAUGGGCAAUUCCAUGCAUUGCUAUCAAAUCAAAAC